Molecule: messenger RNA, 998 nt
Organism: Arabidopsis lyrata subsp. lyrata
Lineage: Eukaryota; Viridiplantae; Streptophyta; Magnoliopsida; Brassicales; Brassicaceae
Product: glutathione S-transferase U27
Exons: 2
Coding region: 157-840 (227 amino acids)
Biological process (GO): glutathione metabolic process
Cellular component (GO): cytoplasm
Molecular function (GO): glutathione transferase activity
Source: RefSeq, a predicted model, not a curated record
AUAUGAUUUUUUUUUUCUUUUUUUUCUGUCAACUGCCUCUAUAAGUUAAGCCAUCAAAGGGCUUGAUGAUCUCCACCAAGUACACUUCACCAAAAGAAAAGUCAUUGAAAACCCCCCAAAAAAAAGGUGAAAAAGAAGAAGGUCAAACAAAAAAAAAUGUCAGAAGAAGAAGUGGUGGUGUUGAACUUCUGGCCAAGCAUGUUCGGAGCAAGAGUGAUCAUGGCGUUAGAGGAGAAAAAGAUCAAGUUCGAGUAUAAGGAAGAAGAUGUGUUUGGUCAGAAGACUGAUCUAUUGCUCCAAAGCAACCCCGUUCACAAGAAAAUCCCGGUUCUCAUCCACAACGGUAAACCUGUAUGCGAGUCCAAUAUCAUAGUCGAAUAUAUCGAUGAGGUCUGGAAAGACGAUAAGACUCUCCGUCUACUACCUUCUGAUCCAUAUCAGAACUCACAGUGUAGAUUUUGGGCUGAUUUGAUUGACAAAAAGGUUUUUGACGCUGGAAGAAGAACAUGGACAAAGAGGGGCAAAGAACAAGAAGAAGCGAAACAAGAGUUCAUAGAGAUCUUAAAAGUGUUAGAAAGAGAGCUUGGAGAUAAGGUCUACUUCGGAGGAAACGACAACGUUUCGAUGGUGGACUUGGUCCUCAUCUCCUACUACCCUUGGUUCCACACGUGGGAGACGAUUGGUGGUUUUAGUGUCGAGGAUCACACUCCCAAGCUAAUGGACUGGAUCCGUAAAUGCUUAACCCGACCCGCUAUCUCGAAAUCUUUACCUGACCCGCUAAAGAUUUUUGAUCGAGUCACUCAGAUCAUAAAGGUCCAUGAGUUCUUCUAUGGUUAUUGAUUCUCCAAAUCGUACGCUAUAUUUAUGUGAAGUGGUUGGCGUGAAAAGUUAUGUUUCAUUUGAUAUUUUAAUUGAAAAUAAAAUGUGUUUGCAUGUUGUUCUUAAUACAACUUCCCGACCAGACAUUAUAACUAUUUAACUUUAAGUUAUUUUUAUAA